AUGUCAAAGAUAUUUAAAAAGCUCUAAAAUACUAUGAUAACAAUAAAAAACGAAACAGUUCAUUAGUUUGAUAUUUUUGGACAAUUACCAAGCUUUACAGUAUUAAAUAAGAGUAGAUAUACUUCAAAUUUUGGAUUUUUAAUGUCUUUAGUAAUUGGCUGUUUGGCCUUAUAUUAUCUAAAUUCUGAGAUAGUUUCAAUGAUUCUUAAAUAAAUGCCUAGCAUUUAUUAAUCGGAAAUUCAAGUAGUUGAGACUGAAGUAUAUUUUUUAUUGAUUUUUAGGAGUAUUCACUUACUAAUAAAAAUUUCACACUAGCUGUGUCCAUUGCUAGCUAAUUUUCUGAACCAAAAUAAGGAAUAAAUAAAUAUUAUCGUCUAAACAUUAGCUAAUGUAUAAGACAGAGAAUUAAAGAUGAAUAGACAGGCAACACUACUGUGUUACUAAAGUAUAGUAUUUUAGUUAAACUUUUAGUUGUCAAGAUAUUCCAAUUGAAACAUGUAAUAUGUCUCAUUUUAGAACUGAAUUACAGAAAGAGUAUUUUUCCACGAUUAGAUUCGGCACAGUCUAAUGCAUUAACAGUGAAUAUCUAUAAUAAAAUCCACUUGUAAUUAUAUCAUAAUUAUAUAUAAGAAGUUGUAAGGAUAGUUUAAUGCUCAAACUUAUAAAUAUUUGAUAAUUAGAUUUAAACCUUGUCACAACACAACUGAUUUUUAGGGAUGUGCUCCUCAAGAAGAGAUUAAUUAAGUUUUAGAAUAAGGAUAAUAUAAUGUAUAUAAAAGCGAUUUCUUAACUUAAUUUGAAUCUAGACAACCAUAUCAAUAAAUAAUCACAAAUGAAUUCACUAGUUUUACUCUAAGUACAUCUAAAACUAUUGUACAUUCAUAUAGAAUCAUGCAAACCUAAACAGAUCAUGGAUUAAUUUGGGAAGAUGAUAGUUAGGAUGUAAAUUUGUAAUAAUCAGAAUGGAGAGAAGUUUCUGAAUUCUAUAAUCAUUAAUAUUUGGUUUGCCAUUACAUUAAAUUAGAUUUUAAAUAAACCAAUAUUAAAAGAACUUAUAUUAAACUCCAAACUAUUCUUGCUAAAAUAGGAGGAAUCCUAUAAAUUUUAACUAUGAUUGUAGGAAUAUUUCUUAAACCUUUAAUUGAUAAUCUAAUGAAAUUUGAGAUUGCCUCAUCUCUAUACAGUUAUGAAGAUGAUUUACAAGACUAAAUAUCUUCAUCAGGUUAAAUACUUUCAAUUGAAAGGGAAAUUUAAUCUCCUUCUAAUAAAUUACCAAGUUUUUGUUCAAUCGAUUAAAACACACAAAAUAAAGAAUCAAAAAAUUAAUCUUCUUGUUUUUAAAAUCUUCUAAUAAUAUUUGGUUUUAAAAAAUUUUAACAUCAACAAUUUUGUAAAGCAAAGAAGAAAAUAAUAAAGAAUCUAGACAUUGUUACAAUUCUAAAAAAAUUACAAGAUUUAGAUUUAAUCAAGAAGAUAUUAUUGAGUAGAGAAUAAUUAGAACAAUUAAAAAGAAGACCUAGACCAAAAAUUUCUGUGAAAUUAUAAGAUAGUAUCAUAGAAAAAUCCUUACAUCAUCAUGAUCAAUUAAGUAGUAAUUCAAAUUUAUUCCCUCAACAAAUUUUAAAUGUUGCUCAACCAUAAUAAACAAUUAAGAGUAUAUUUAGAACUUAUAUCGAAAGUCAAUUCUUGUAAUAUCUUCAUAAUUCCUAAACAUAAUCAGAAAUUAGAGCUGUUGAAAAAUUAGAAUAAAUUAAACAGAAUCCUGUAGAAGAGCAAAUAUAAUCAUCCCAUUAAAUAUAAACUAUUAAUUUGAACAAUCCUAUUAAUAAAUCACAAUAGAUAGAUAAAAAAUUCAACUUAGAAGUUUCAAUCGAAAAAUGA
Molecule: messenger RNA, 1881 nt
Organism: Paramecium pentaurelia
Lineage: Eukaryota; Ciliophora; Oligohymenophorea; Peniculida; Parameciidae
Source: the annotation of a GenBank genome assembly